This is a messenger RNA of Bursaphelenchus okinawaensis, 1279 nucleotides long. The record is from the annotation of a GenBank genome assembly. NCBI's taxonomy places the organism in Eukaryota, Metazoa, Nematoda, Chromadorea, Rhabditida, Aphelenchoididae.
AUGGCACAUGUAAGUAUGUUUCGUGAUACUAUUUUGAGUACAAUACUAAUUAUUUUAUGAUUUAAAAAAGUUUUUGAAAUUAUUUUAUAGUAUAAAUAAGGGUAUAAAUAUGGGGAGGGGUAAGGGUAUGGGUAUAAAUAUGGGCAUGGGUGAGGGUAUGGGUAUAAAUAUAGGAAUGGGUAUGGGGGAGAAAUUUGAAAAAAAAACUGCUUGAAUCUUGAAGGUAUAACUAUUCUAAACGUAAUUUUUAAGUAUGUGACAGAUUACUAUAUUGUGCUGCUUUUUAGGACAAGAAAACCGAUGUACCUAACAAGGCGAAGAAGAGCAAGGACCGCAAAGGCAAGCUUCGCAAGACCAAAACAGUGAGUUCCUAUAACAUUUUUCGCUUGAACUAGUCGAAUAUGAGGCCGAAUGGACUUUAAUUGAUCAAAUAUAGAUAGAGGGGAUGAUAAGCUUUGAUUUAAUACAUAUUUUGUAUAGGUUUUGGUUUAGUUUGGUUAUUUAUGAAUCAAAAACUAAGGUAAUAUGUUUGUUGGAACGCAUCUUUUUUAGAUCUUUUUUAGAUUGGGAAUUAGAUAGAAAUUUUUAUUGAAACAGACAAUUUUGGGCUUGAAUUCAGCUUGAUUUUAGAAUGAAUAGAUGAAAAAGAUUCUGGGCUUUAAUUUGAUAUAAAUGUCACUUACUUUUACUUAAUAACAACUUGACAAUUUUGAAAGAUUUGGAAAAUUUUUCAAUUUUUCUGGCAAAAACAUAAAAUUUCAAGGGUAAUUCGAUAGAAACUAGGUUACAUUGAACGUUUGUGACUUAUAGUUAAGUGGAUAAAAUAAUUUAGAGUAUUUCGAAUCUAAAACACUCUUUUACCAUUCAUUUUUAGGAAGAACAAGACGAGGAAGUUCAAAAUACGGCUGUUUCGCACCCCCCGCCGAUGAAAACUGGUGAAUCCAGAAGUCCGCCGAGGCAAAAGGAGUAGGUUUUUCGGUGUUUUUGAAAGCUAUGGGCCUUAAUUUUUAAAAUUUACGUAAAAAUUUUACAAUUUUUACUAUUUGGACAUGUUAUACGAUGAAACAUUUUCAGCGAAGAAAACCAGCGCACGGUGUUCGAAAAGGUUGGCUGCCCGAUGCGACCGUUCAUUUCGCCGCUGAAAAAGGAAAAGAAGAAACUUACCAAAGGGGAGAAGGCCAUGAAGACAGCGGCCGAAGAGGAACACAGCUCUGGAGCAUCACUCGCCUCUGAGAAUUCGGACGCGAAAGCUGCUACAGAAUCCAACGAGUCAUAUUAA